CAAAACUUGUUUUGCCUGGUCUGGUUGUUCAUUGAGCAUUGAGCAAUUUAUAACAAUAAACUUCGUAUUUCUUUCUUCAUAAUAUAUUGUAACGUCACACGUUAGCGUCACAGUUACAGGGCAAUUUGAGAUAGAAGGAUGGACCAGCUACGUUUUGACGGUCGUGUUGCGGUGGUGACCGGAGCCGGUGGUGGUCUUGGCAAGGCCUAUGCCCUCCUCCUGGCGUCAAGAGGUGCUAAGGUCGUGGUCAACGACCUCGGUGGUGCCCGCGAUGGGGUUGGAAAAUCAAACUUCGCUGACGCUGUUGUGAAAGAAAUCAAGGACAAAGGUGGUAUCGCAGUAGCAGAUUACAACAAUGUCGUGGAAGGCGAGAAGAUUAUUCAGACCGCCAUAGAUAACUUUGGCAGGAUUGAUAUCCUUAUCAACAACGCUGGUAUUCUUCGCGAUAAGAGCUUCACAAAAAUGUCCGACCAGGACUGGGACCUCAUCCACCUGGUCCACCUGAAAGGUGCCUUCAAGACCACCCACGCUGCAUGGGAGCACUUCAGAAAACAGAAGUACGGUCGUGUCAUCAUGACCUCGAGUAAUGCUGGUAUCUUCGGAAACUUUGGACAGGCUAACUACAGUGCUGCAAAAAUGGGUCUGGUCGGUUUGACCAACACCCUGGCCAUCGAGGGCGCUAAGUACAACAUUAAGGUCAACACCCUCGUGCCGACUGCUGCCUCUCGUCUCACUGAAGACAUCCUGCCCCCAGAAAUGUUCGAGGCGAUGAAGCCUGAUCUCAUUGCUCCCGUUGUUGCCUACAUGUCCCACGAGUCUUUCCCUGACACUGGAGCGGUCAUUGACUCCACCCUCGGAUUCGCCACCAAGAUGCAUUACGUCAGAGGACCCGGUGUUGUGCUGAAGAAGAAGCCAUCCGACCCAGUGACCAUUGAGUCAGUCAAGGAGUUCUGGCCUCAGGCCAUGGACAUGAAGAAUGCUUUCCACUUGGAUAAGAUGGCUGAAGUUACCGUGGACCUGGUUGAAAGGAUUCAGGACUUCGAAGAGCGCUCCAAGUUGGACCCUGACGGCAAAUCGUACUGGUCUUCUUACACCUAUAACUCUAAGGAUCUUGCCCUAUAUGCUCUUGGAAUCGGAGCUUCAGUAUUAAACGAGGGAGAUCUGAAGUUCUUGUAUGAAAGCCAUGAGAACUUCGCUGGUCUGCCAACCUUCUUCAUCCUGCCCGGUAUGGCCAUCGAGUCUCCUCUAGUCGCCAACUCUAUGCCACCCGGCAAGUUCGCCGACUUCACUAACAUCCUUCACGGAGAACAGUUCAUCGAGUUCGUAGACGAGUUCCCCGGUACUGAGGGUGACUUCAAAAUCCGCAGCUACUCCGUCGACACCCUGGACAAGGGAUCCAGCGCCAUCUCCAUCGUUAACAGUGAGUAUUCGAAUCUUGUGUUACAUCUGCCACAGAGAUUUAUUUAUAUUAGAUGGAUGGAGGACACCAAAGUCACUGUGUUGGUUUUGGUGGACUUCUCGAAUGCAUUCAAUAUGGUCGAUCAUGAUAUCCUGUUAGCGAUCCUCUCCCAGGUUUCUGUAUCUAAUGACGCACUGGAAUGGUUCUCAUCCUAUCUUCGCGAGCGUCAGCAGUUGGUCCAGUGUGCGUACCAUCUAUAUGCCGACGACUUGCAGUUGUAUUGCCAGGCUAGAGUCGAAGAUUUGCCCGAUGCGAUCUCAAGGUUAAAUGCGGACCUGGCUGCCUUGAACGAUUGGUCAACAAGUUUUGGUAUAGCAGUGAAUCCCAGUAAAUGCCAGGCAAUAAUUUUAGGAAGUUCCCGUAUCUUUGGUAGAAUCGACAGCGCAACAGUGCCGCCGCUUCUAUAUGACGGUGCGAUUAUCUCGCUCAGCAGUGACGUGAAGGAUCUGGGACUGCACAUCGACAAUAAUUUGACGUGGCGUGUUCAGAUCGCUGGUGUUUGUAAACGGGUGACGGGCACGCUUCGGUCUUUGUAUCGCCUUAAAAAUUUUCUUCCGUCCUCCACCAAGAUAAUGCUUGUCCGUUCCUUGGUCUUUCCUAUCAUUGACUAUGCUGAUGUUUGCUACUACGACCUGAAUGCAGAUCUCAUCAAUAAACUGGACCGCCUUCUGAAUAACUGUAUUCGAUUCAUCUUCAACCUGCGACUUUAUUUUUUUCACAGGUUGUCUGGUGACUUGAACCCCCUGCACAUUGACCCCACCGUUGCGACUGCCAGUGGACACCAGAAGCCCAUCCUCCACGGAAUGGCAACUCUUGGUUUCUCUGCCAGACACGUGUUGGCUAAGUACGGAGGCAAUGAGCCCAGCAACUUCAAGGCUCUGAAGGCUCGCUUCGUGAAGCCAGUGCUCCCAGGCCAGACCCUUGUCACCGAGAUGUGGCUCGAAGGCAAACGCGUCCACUUCCAGACCAAGACCAAGGAAACUGGCAACAUUGUCAUCGCUGGAGCAUACGUCGACUUCAAGAACAUUGUAUCCAGCCAGGGCGCGUCAAGCUCUGCUGCCGCUCCGGCCGUAGCGCCAUCUAGUGGUGCUUUGAAGUCUGACGGUCUCUUCCACAAGAUCAAGGAAGAGGUCGGCAAGAACAAGGACUUGGCCAAGAGCAUCAAUGGCGUCUUCUUGUACAAUAUCACAGAGAAUGGAAAGACUGCUAAGAGUUGGACUUUGGACUUGAAGGUCCCUGAAGUAUAUGAAGGCCAACCAAAGAGCGGCAAGGCUGACACAACCAUGACCCUUUCCGAUAGUGAUAUGGUAGACCUAGCUGCGGGCACACUCAACCCACAGGUCGCCUACAUGAAGGGCAAGCUCAAGAUUGCAGGCAAUUUGAUGCUCGCGCAGAAACUCGGACCCCUACUCAAAUCCCCUGCCAAGAUCUAAGUUAAAUAUUGGGAAAUGGAUAUUUAUUAAUGAUUUACAAUCAAAAUCUUACUACCAGUAAUAAGCAUUAGAUGCGAAAGUAUUAUAAGCAAUAAAAUCAUCUUUUAAGAAAAUGUUUUAUAUUUUGUUUUGUUUCAAAGACUUUUUAUUUAGCCAGAAAUUGCAUUUAUGUAUAUUACUGCUAUGAUCUGUGAUAUGACUUUUAAAGACCGAGUAAUUCCGCUGGAGGGCAAUUUCUGGCUCUUCUGUUUUGUUGUCACAAUCAAGUGAAGAAUGUAUAUUAUUUUGUAUGGUGACGGAAAUAAACACCACUUUUAUAAAAA
Messenger RNA from Spodoptera litura, 3215 nucleotides. The record is from RefSeq and is a predicted model, not a curated record. Lineage: Eukaryota; Metazoa; Arthropoda; Insecta; Lepidoptera; Noctuidae.